UGCACCUCCUGCUUCCGCCGCUCCUGGGCGGGCAGGGCCGGCUGAGGCGGCCGCGUGGUACCCGCGGGUGGGCGUGGGGCGGGGUCGCUCCCCCGUACGGGAGCGCUGCGGUGUUGGCGCUGAUAUAACACCGCUCGGAUGACCGGGCAGGAGCAGACACUGCGCAGAGCUUGAGCUACAUCCCAAAAGUUGUUACAAUCAUCAAUCGCUAAUUGCCGGCAGAGCAGCUGAAGUCUUUGGACAGAGUUGUUUCUCUUCCUUGUGAGAGGCCAAAUGCCCAAAUGGGGUGUCUCAGCACAAUGAACUUCAUUACAAGGCUUUCUGCUUUAUGUCUGAGGAAAAGCAAGAUGCAACACAGGCACCAAAGUAGUAGACGACCAGCAGUUCCACUUGGAUCACGGAUUUUAACUGAUCCUUCUAAGGUCUUUGAGCAUAACAUGUGGGACCACAUGCAAUGGUCACAAGAAGAAGAGGAGAAUGCCAAGAAAAAAGCAACAGAGAACUCCCUUGUGAAAGUUCAAUGGGAAGACCAAGAUAAAUAUGAGAGACAAGCCAGUAAAUAUUGGAAUGAAUUUUACAAGACCCAUAAAAAUAACUUUUUCAAGGAUCGCAAUUGGCUGUUUCUGGAGUUUCCAGAAAUCCUUCCAGAAAAAAAGAGGCAAGAGUUCCAAACAGGAAAAAGAUCUUCAGAACAUACAGAAUUAAAUAAUAACAACAGAUUUUCACACAAAAAUGGAAUGUUUGAAGAAGGAGAAAAAUAUUGGAAGAAAAACUGUGAAGGUGGUUCUACUGCUGUACAAGGAUAUGUGUGUAAUGGAAGCCAAGCAAAACCUCUUAGUGAAAAUCCUCAGGGUAAAAACUGUGGAGAAGAACUCAGCAAGCUAAAAUCAUUCCCUGGUUGUGAAGCCACAUACCGAAUACUUGAGGUUGGUUGUGGGGCUGGGAACAGUGUCUUUCCUAUUUUGAAAGUUCUAUGCRAUACACCUGGAAUCUUUCUGUACUGUUGUGAUUUUGCUUCAGCAGCAGUGGAGCUGGUAAAGUCACAUUCGUCCUACAAUUCAGCCUGGUGUUCUGCCUUUGUUCAUGAUGUGUGUGAUGAUGCUUUACCCUAUCCUUUUCCAGAUGAGAUCCUGGAUGUCAUUCUCCUUGUCUUUGUGCUCUCUACUAUUCAUCCUGACAGGAUGCAAGGGGUUGUAAAUAGGUUGGCUAAGCUACUGAAACCUGGAGGAAUGUUGCUGUUUCGAGACUAUGGAAGAUAUGAUACAGCUCAACUUCGUUUUAAAAAAGGUCGUUGCUUGUCAGAAAAUUUUUAUGUAAGAGGAGAUGGAACCAGAGUAUAUUUCUUUACCAAAGAUGAGGUAUGGAACAUGUUCAGCUUGGCUGGAUUAACUGAAGUACAGAAYGUAGUUGAUCGGCGAUUACAAGUAAACAGAAAGAAAAAGGUGAAAAUGCAGCGAGUUUGGAUACAAAGCAAGUUCCAGAAGCCGUUGCUAUCUCUGCAUAAUCCUGAAGAAGCCACCGAAAGGCACCCUUAUUAAUAACUGUACUUCAGAAAUGUAGUACAGAAAURAACUCCAGAAACUGAACCAGAUUUAAGUACGUAUAUUUCCAGUAAAUGUUGUCUCAGCCACUGAAAAGUAUAAAAAAGUUCAAUAAAUAUAUUGAACUGAAAACCUUUCUCUGACUUUCUUUUCUUUGUAAAUACGUAUGUGUGAGAAAAAUCGGGAGGGGAAGGACAUUUCUGACUAGAGCUUUAUAUGCAAUACUCUUUUCAUAACUGUGACCAGGCAUUAUUUUACUCCCUUGAAUAUGAAUAGUCAAUUAAUAUAUAUUUAAUUCCUGUUGAAAUUCACAGUAUGUAAAAAGUUUUAGUCUGAAGCAUAAUUGUGUCAGAGAUUUAGAGAAACAGAUUAUCUGUUCUCAYUGUUAUUACAGGCUGCGCUGUGUUAAUUUCCGUGUCAUGUCUUWUUCAACCACUGUGUGUCUUGAAACUAUUUCUUCUUUGGAGGGAAAUUUCUUGG
Malurus melanocephalus (red-backed fairy wren) is the source of this 2021-nucleotide messenger RNA. It is a transcript of the gene METTL8, whose product is annotated as methyltransferase 8, tRNA N3-cytidine. The record is from RefSeq and is a predicted model, not a curated record. The transcript has 11 exons. Gene Ontology annotation, molecular function: tRNA (cytidine-N3)-methyltransferase activity. Bases 282 to 1538 code for a protein of 418 amino acids. NCBI's taxonomy places the organism in Eukaryota, Metazoa, Chordata, Aves, Passeriformes, Maluridae.